GCGUGACCGCUCGUUCGUUGCCAUGGCGACUGACAUGGCGGAGGCGUUUCUUGCCGCAGCGGCCACACGAAGCAGCGCAUGAAGCUGCCGCCAGCAACCUCGAUGCCCGAACAGUGGGAACCGACGAAGAGCAGCAGCAAAUACGGCGUCGUGGUAGUUCCGUUUGCUGGUGACACCACAAAGCAUGGCCUGCCACUCUCACUCGGUCAGCCAGUGCACAUCUGGGAGCAAUGUGGCGGCUGGUACAGGGGCCACCGCAUUGGUGACAAGGUACAGAAGGGAAUCUUCCCGGCAUCCCACAUAGCCCUCAAAGCCUGCCAUGUCACUAACCAAGGUCCAUACGAGACGGUGGAGCCAGCGGAAGGAGCCACAGCACGUGAAGUGGCCAGUGUGCUGCGUGAAUGGCACCCACUCUGGAAGAAGCUUUACUUGGAGCGGGACGUGGAACGGUUCACGGCUCUGCGACAGGCCAUGUCCGACCUGGUCGAGUGGCGGAGGCAGCUGCUGUCGGCUGCGCUGACCCAGGACCAGGAGCGGUCCUUGUGCCUAAGGGCGGCAGCACGCAUUGACUGGGGCAACCGACUCCUGGGCCUGUCCCUGGUGCCCCGAACCGAGGGAGGUGCCGUGGCCGAUCCCGAUCGGCUGGGGCCCGUCGAGCUGUAUCGGGUGCACGUGUCGAGCGCCGCGGCGGAAGCGGAGUUGCGACCACUGCAACAGCAGCCGACUCACGCGGGUCCACACCUGCGACUGUCUUUGCGCCACGCGAGCGCUAGCAGCCUGGAACUCCAUUUCGCUCUGUACGAUGCCCAAGCAGGACAGUUCUUCAGUGAAAACUUUCUGGUGAAGAGUACCAAGUGUGGCCAGUCGAGCUUCCUGGCCAGCCAUGCAGCUGUAUUCAUGGAUGUCUACCGGCCAGAAGGGCAGCAACUCCAUCUGGUCGUGCGUGUCAUCCGGACAGGUCGACUGCUGGGUGACAAGGGAUCUGGCGACCACGAGAGCUACCGGCGGCCAUUAGCCUGCGGUGUCAUUGAUCUGACAACCUUGCCAUGGGAUGUGGGUGGCGAGACAGAGCACGCCGUUCGACUAGUCACAUGCAAUGAGGCAGACUUCCACCAGCUGCACGAAUUGAUUGUCCGCAAGAUGGGCCACAAGAUGGCGCCCCUGCAGCCCAGUCUGGGACUGAGCGUGUGCCUGCGGCCAGUGUCUGAUCCGGAGGAAGAGGGUCUGCCCGUGGUGCGCAUGCGGGGUUUUCCCGAGGUCAUCAUGCCGGGGGAUGUGCGCAACGACCUCUACCUGACCCUUGACCGGGCUGACCUUGCUGGUCCCGCCAAGAACAUAGAAGCUCGCCUUAUGCUGGUAGCCGCAGAUGGACGCAUCCUUCAGGACUGCCUGAGUGGUGGGGUGGGCCAGCUGGAACCGUCAUGCGAGUGGCGCUCUCUGGUGUUGUGCCGCACGUGCACCCCUCGGUGGGGGGAGGCCGUGCACGUGCGGCUGCCCCUGGAGCCUCUGGAAGGGGCGCACGUGCGCGUGGAGCUGCGCCACUGUUCGGCGCGCAGCGGACGUGAGCCCCGGCUACUCGCUUGUGCCCUGCUGCCUCUGCUGCAGCGAGGCACCGUGCUGCCCAAUGGCCCCCACGAGCUGCCUGUCCUGCGAGCUGACCCGCCGGGAGGAGCCCAGGCACGCCACGAGGCCCUGCACCUCACCACCCUGCUCAUUUCCACCAAGCUCACCCAAAACAGGGACCUGCUGGCAUUGCUACGCUGGAAAGAGCAGCCCGACGAUGUGCCACAAGCACUUCUCGGCCUGACCAAGCUAGAUGGCGAGGAAAUAGUCAAGUUCCUGCAAGACAUCCUGGAUGCACUGUUCUCCAUGUUCUCAACAGCUGACGGCAACUCAACACCCUACUCAGGCCUGGUCUUCAAGACAUUGGUGUACAUACUCAGUCUGCUAGAGAGUCCCAAGUUUGAGCACUUCAAGCCGGUCUUGGAUGCUUACAUCAAGGGACACUUUGCAGCAGCCCUCGUCUACAAGGGCCUGCUGCGAUGUGUGGCGCAUUGUGCGGAGCUGGCCGGCGAUGCUGGAGACGAGGCUCCCUCGGUGGAGCACUGCUUUGCGUCGCUCGAGGCAGUCAUGCAGUUUGUGGUGCAAUCGCGCCUCCUCCUCAGCCGUGCGACGGGUACCGACCCAAGUGAAGGCUUCUGGGCCGACCUGCAGCCCAUGCUGGCAGCGUGCGAGCGCAUGCUGACCGUGGGGGCCUCGGGCCCUCCCACCCUGGCACAGGUGUCCUUGGUGCACAGCUUGGGAGGGUUGCUGGCACGCCUGCGAGAAGUGCUUCCCUUGUCUGCCGUGGUGCGAGUGGCUGAGCGGUGCCUUGCAUGGCUGCCUGCCCGACCGAACCCUCUGUUGGCCCAAGCUCGCCUACAUGCAAUAGAGCAGACCAUCAGUUCACUCCUGUGUGAUCCCACCGACCAUGCUGUGACAGACGAAUGGCGGCUCCGUCUCGUAUGUGCGUGUGGAGCGGCAGUUGGGUCCCAGCUGUCUCAGGGUCGGCCAGAGGAGGCCGCCCUGUGUGCCAAGGUGCUGGGUCAGCUGGUGACCGCUGCUGACGUUGGCGCUGCUCCAGCACUGCUGGCACUGGUUCCGCCACUGCUGGAGUCCCUGCAAGCCUUGGAAGAUGGGGAUCCCCUGUUGGGGCCCCUGUCUGCGAGCCUGUUGGGUGUGGUGCGGGCUCUCGGUGAGUCCCACUACGCUCAGCUGUGGGGCGGUGAAGGUGGCCGCGAGGGUGUGGCCUGUGCUCUGUCGGUGCUUCGGCGGCUGCUGCUGGGCCCCACAUUCCCCGCCGACUGGGCCGUCAUGCGUGCUCUCGCCAACCAUGUGGCCCUUGGGGCCCUGCAGGAGCUGGCACAGCUGCUGGCAUCACGCUUCUUGCGACCACUGGACGUUCCUCUGUGGCUGCAGUACUUGCGGCUUGCCUCGGACUUCCUGGCUCAGCCAUCUCUCCAGCUGGAGCACCUCUCGCCCACACAGAGGGCACGCCUCACUGAGCGCUAUGGUGACAUGCGGCUCCUGGCAGGAUUCCAGGUGCUGGCCUUGUGGGGGCGCCUGUGGGAGGAGGAAGGGGGCAGGUGCGAGCUAGUUUCGUCCCUGGUGGGGCCCCUGGUGCGCAUGACACUGGUGCGGGAAGCCGAACUUCGGAGGGCCAUGUUGCCCCUCUUCUACGACCUGAUGGACAAGGACCUACCCAAGGUGGAGUCUGAACUCAUGGAGCAGCUAGACGAAUUGGUGACUGCCGGCAGUGGUGACGAGCAGUACCAGCAGCUAUUUACUUCCAUCCUUCUGGAGGAGGUGCGAAAGCGCAACCCUUGUUGGCAUGAAAAUGGCUUUCGCUUCAUUGAGGCUGUCGGUCACCAGCUUGACCGACUGCUCGACUACAGGAGUGUCAUGGAAGGAGCCGAAAACCGGGACAAACGCAUGAGCUGCACGGUCAAUUUGCUGCGUUUCUACCGGGAGGAAGUGGGUCGCCAGGAGAUGUUUGUGCGUUACGUGCACAAGCUGUGCGAGCUGCACGUUCCGGCCGAGCACUUUGCCGAAGCAGCAAUCGCGCUGCGCCUGCACGCCGACUUGCUGCCCUGGGAGGAAGGGGAACAGGGGCGGCUCAAGGAGCAGCUCUACCUCAACAUGCUUCACUACUUCGACCGUGGGAAGUGCUGGGAGGAGGGCCUACCGCUGUGCAAGGAGCUUGCCAAUGUCUACGAGGGUGUGCUGUUCGACUAUGAGAAGCUGAGCACCAUCCUGAGGACGCACGCCCAGUUUCUGGAGCACAUUCUCAGGGAGCUGAGACCCGAGCCUGAGUACUUCCGGGUUGGGUUCUUUGGCCUUGGCUUUCCCUCCUUCUUGCGAAACAAGGUGUUUGUGUACCGAGGCCUGGCCUAUGAGAAAGUGGGCGCCUUCGGCCAGCGACUGCAGGGACAGUUUCCCGAGGCCCAGCUGCUGACACACAAUGCUCCCCUGGAUGCUGCUCUGCUUGCUUCCACUGACCAGUACAUACAGGUGUGUGGAGUGCGUCCCCUGGCAGAGCCACGUCCGGAUCUGGAAGGACGUCCCGAGUGCGUGCGGGCCUACUUCCGGUGAACCGGGUCCACUCGUUCCAGUUUGACCGUCCCGUCUACAGAGAUGGGCCACCGGACAGGGACAAUGAGUUCAAGGGCCUGUGGCUAGAGCGGACAACUCUCGAGACGGCGUCUACUCUGCCCGGGCUGCUGCCUUGGGCCGAGGUAGUGGGCCAGCAAGCGGACUGGGUGCCUCCGCUGGUGAAUGCAUGCGAAGCGGUCGAGGCCAUGAGCAAUGAGCUGCGCCGUCUCGUGGCGCUGCACUCUCGCGAGCCCCAUCGACCCCUGGCACCCCUGAGCAUGCGCCUGUCCGGUGCCAUUGAAGCAGCCGUCAACGGAGGCC
Rhipicephalus sanguineus (brown dog tick) is the source of this 4452-nucleotide messenger RNA. RefSeq names its product dedicator of cytokinesis protein 3-like. The record is from RefSeq and is a predicted model, not a curated record. Gene Ontology annotation, molecular function: guanyl-nucleotide exchange factor activity; small GTPase binding. Gene Ontology annotation, cellular component: plasma membrane; cytoplasm. Lineage: Eukaryota; Metazoa; Arthropoda; Arachnida; Ixodida; Ixodidae. The transcript is spliced from 30 exons. Gene Ontology annotation, biological process: small GTPase-mediated signal transduction. Bases 79 to 4131 code for a protein of 1350 amino acids.